This is a messenger RNA of Mytilus californianus (California mussel), 1788 nucleotides long. Its product is annotated as protein N-terminal asparagine amidohydrolase-like. The record is from RefSeq and is a predicted model, not a curated record. The transcript has 11 exons. Gene Ontology annotation, molecular function: protein-N-terminal asparagine amidohydrolase activity. Lineage: Eukaryota; Metazoa; Mollusca; Bivalvia; Mytilida; Mytilidae. Gene Ontology annotation, cellular component: nucleus. Gene Ontology annotation, biological process: ubiquitin-dependent protein catabolic process. The coding region runs from base 194 to 1114 and encodes 306 amino acids.
UUUAAACCAUUUGAUAUAUAGAUUAACAAUCAAUAUUUAGGACACACAAUAAAUCGUACAGAAUUUUAAUGUUUAUAUAAGGUAAAUUUGAAUGGGUGCUUUCUGAAUGAUUUUUAAAUUGUAUAAGAUGCUAUUUAUGUGGAAAACAACAUUGUUUAUAAAUGAGUAAUAUAACUUAGGAAUACAAUACAAGAUGCCUUUGAUGAUUGAGGGUAAACCCAUUGGUGGCGUACCAAAGACAGUACAAGAAUUCCUUGCUAAAUACGACUUCAAAGAUUCUUCUAAUAAGUUGAAAUCAGCUCCACUUAAAAAGGUAGCCCCUAUAGGGUUGUUGUAUGUUGGACAGAGAGAAUUUGCAGCCACAUCACCUGAAGAUGAGAAAAUACAUGUAAUGGGAUCAGAAGAUGCUACAACUUGCCACAUAGUAAUAAUAAGACAUACAGGUUGUGGAGCGGUGUGUAUAGCUCAUUUUGAUGGUUAUGGAUCAGACAAAGCUGUCCAAGAUAUCAUGAAAGUAAUGAACGAGUUGUGUAAAAAUAAACCAUUCGGCAGGUAUGAACUGCAUGUAGCAGGUGGAUUUAUAGAUGGUGACGAGUCAUCAGAAAAAGUUUCUAUUAAGACAUUAAAUGCAUUUAACAAUACAUCAGAGGAAAUUCAUUUAAUUACAGCUUGUAUUUGUGAUUUAAACAAUGAAGUAAAGAAAGGCAUGAAUUUCCCUGUAAUAUAUGGAUUAGCUGUAAAUGUAAAGACAGGAGAUAUAUACAGAGGUACAUUCCUAGAUCAUGGACCAGAUAUGCCUUUAAGAUCUGCUAGACACUUCACAGGAACUGAAGAAGUGAUAAAUAUUUAUGACCACAGAAAAAGUCAGAUCCGAUUAGAGCCUAUUACAUACAGUACUAUGGAUGAGAUAGAAUUACUGUGUAGAAUGCCUGACCUAUUUAUUAGACAGCAUUUAUCUACAUCACCUGACCAGGAGCCUCCCCACUUUGAGGCCUCAGUAAGAGCUGCUCUGGUACAGAUAAGAGAUUAUCCAGAUCCUAAAAAGUCCAUGUUUGCUGAUGGUAAACCUAGAUGUUAUAAUCUGGAAUCAAAUGGGUCAUGGACAAAAGUAUGAUGAACAGAACUGUGAUCAAAUUAAUAUGUGAUAUGACAGAUUUUUUUUUCUAUUAGAUAAGAACAAUUAUCAUGAUAAUUGUUAAUAUUAUAUACCAUUUUCUGUUGUAGGACAGCAAGCGCAUCUAAACUUUAAAACUUUAUUGCUAUCUUUCCAAUUAUAGAUUAGGAUUGAAAUUCAUAAGAUUAUUGGAAUUUUCUUCUAACUGGUCAGAUCACACAACAGCCAAGUCCUCUUAGAACCACCUGAAAACUGGCCUUGGGGUCAUAAAAAUUUUGAGCACGAUUAUCGUAUAUUUUGUUCUCAGACUUAAAAAUCAACCAAGUAAAAUAAUAGAUUUGGUGUUUCAAAUUUUGUACACCAAGUACUGACUUUUAUGACCAAGAGCCCAGGCAUUCAAAUUAUCAAUGAAAUCCAGUGUUUAGAAGUCAUGAUUGCUUGUAGAUUAACUUGGAACUUUAGAUAAGCCUUGACCAUUAUCGUAUGGGGUAAGAACUUAAAACAUUUCAUGUAUCAUUUAUAUGUCUUAAGCAACAGAAUGACAAUUUAAAAUAUGUCUCUUGUAUAAAACAUGACCAUUGUUUUUUCUAUUUAUAUAAUGUAAAGUUUGUUUAAUAACAUUGGUUAUAUAUUUCAGUACAAUAAGGUCACACACAAUUAAAAUGUAAACUUUU